Messenger RNA from Corythoichthys intestinalis (scribbled pipefish), 5148 nucleotides. It is a transcript of the gene clcn1b, whose product is annotated as chloride channel, voltage-sensitive 1b. Gene Ontology annotation, biological process: chloride transport; transmembrane transport. Gene Ontology annotation, cellular component: plasma membrane. The record is from RefSeq and is a predicted model, not a curated record. Bases 32 to 2908 code for a protein of 958 amino acids. Gene Ontology annotation, molecular function: voltage-gated chloride channel activity. Lineage: Eukaryota; Metazoa; Chordata; Actinopteri; Syngnathiformes; Syngnathidae. The transcript is spliced from 23 exons.
GAAAGCAAGGGGCAGACGAGCGUUGGGAAAGAUGUGCGAGAGGAUCAAUACUUUUGAAACGGUGCUGAACGUAGAUCAGUUGCUGCUGUACGGGGAGUACAGGGAGCAGCUGGGAAACUUCGCCCGGCGGGAGGCGGCCCGUUUGCUGACGGAGAGACAAUGGCGGAGACAGGCGGAAGAGAACGACGCGGCGGCGACGGGCAAAGGGGCUGGACGGCGGCAGCAGAUUCAUCAGCAUCCCGUCAUCUUGGAGUCACAUCUCAGUCACACCUCCUCUACCAAAAAGCCACGUCCAUACUCCAAAUGUCAAGAUUGUUUGGCUCGCGUGCGGCGCUACAUUGUGAACAAGAUGGGGGAGGACUGGAUCUUCCUGGUCCUCCUGGGCCUGACCAUGGCGCUGGUCAGUUGGAGUAUGGACUACGCCAGUGCCAAGAGCCUGCAAGCCUACAAGUGGAUGCAUGGGGAGCUGAAGGGCAACGUGGCGCUCCAGUACCUCGCCUGGAUUAGCUAUCCCAUGAUCCUCGUCAUGUUCGCGUCACUCUUCUGUCAUCUGGUUUCCCCGCAGGCCAUCGGUUCCGGUAUCCCCGAGCUUAAGACCAUCUUGAGGGGAGUGGUUCUGAAGGAGUAUCUGACCUUGAAGGCCUUCGUGGCUAAAGUCAUUGGACUGACGGCGGGAUUGGGCAGUGGGAUGCCAGUGGGCAAAGAGGGUCCAUUCGUCCACAUCGCCAGUAUCUGUGCCGCAGUGCUGAGUCGCUUCAUGUCCAUCUUCUCUGGCGUCUAUGAGAACCCUUACGGUUACACAGAUAUUCUGACGGUUGGCUGUGCCGUCGGGGUGGGAUGCUGUUUCGGCACUCCACUAGGAGGGGUGUUGUUCAGUAUUGAGGUCACGUCUACCUACUUUGCAGUGAGGAAUUACUGGCGGGGAUAUUUUGCCGCCACGUUCAGCGCCUUCAUAUUCAGGGUGCUCUCAGUAUGGAACAAGGAUGCCGUCACAAUCACUGCUCUCUUCAAAACAAACUUCCGCAUGGAUUUCCCUUUCGACCUGCAGGAGCUGCCAGCAUUUGCAAUCAUCGGGAUAUCAUGCGGUUUCAUGGGGGCGUUCUUCGUCUACUUGAACAGACAGGUGGUUCUGUUCAUGAGGAGACCUACUGCGCUCACACGCUUCCUGACAAAACAUCGAUUGAUCUAUCCAGGCGCAGUCACGCUGAUUAUCGCCACCUUCACCUUUCCUCCUGGAUUUGGACAGUUUAUGGCUGGUGAGCUCAUGCCCAGAGAGUGCAUCAACUCGCUGUUCGACAACUUCACCUGGACCAAAAUCUCAGCAUCCUCCCCUCCGCCUGGCCUGGGUCGCUCGACCGUGUGGCUGCACCCGCAGGUCAGCGUUUUCGUCAUCCUCAUCCUCUUCCUCUUCAUGAAGUUCUGGAUGUCAGCGGUUUCCACAACCAUGCCCAUCCCCUCAGGCGCCUUCAUGCCAGUGUUCAUAUUAGGAGCCGCUUUUGGUCGCCUCGUAGGGGAGAUCAUGGCCACUCUGUUCCCAAAUGGAAUCCUAUUUGAUGGAAUUGUGUACCGCAUCCUGCCGGGAGGGUACGCCGUCAUUGGCGCGGCCGCCAUGACAGGGGCUGUCACCCACACCGUUUCCACCGCGGUGAUCUGCUUCGAGCUAACGGGUCAGAUCUCCCACAUCUUGCCCAUGAUGGUGGCGGUCAUUCUAGCCAACAUGGUGGCCCAAGGUCUGCAGCCUUCGCUCUAUGACUCCAUCAUUCAGGUGAAGAAGCUGCCAUACUUGCCUGAGCUGGCCCUCGGGCAUAUCAGCAAGUACAAUAUCUUUGUGGAGGACAUCAUGGUGCGCAAGGUGAAGUUCUUGUCGUCACACUCAACUUAUCGGGAACUGAAUCAUCUGCUGGAGACUACUACACUGAAAACCAUCCCUCUCGUUGACUCCAAAGAAUCCAUGAUUCUUCUGGGCUCCAUCGAAAGGAUGGAGCUCCAAGCCGCUAUCGACUGGUGGCUCUCGCCAGCCAGGCGUGUCUUUGAAAGAGGUCAGAGUUCACCGGGCCCAUUGUCCAAAAUCAGCUGGGAGUCUUUCACCUUCGUGGACGAGGAGGGUGGCGAGGAGACUGUCGACAAGAGCGUGCCAGUGCUAGAUGAAUGUAACGGGCCUAUCCCGUCCCCCAAAGCUCAGGAGCCCUCAAGCAAUCACACAAGCUCAGAAAAACGCAAAACGCCAUCUGUCAGGAGGACACUUCAGAGACUCUUCUCUUCCUCCUCGUCAUCCACCGGACAGACUGAUGCACAGGACACAGCUCCCCCUACACUGGCUGACACAAUGUCACCAGAUGAGAUCAAAGCCUGGGAGGAGUCCGAGAUGGACAAGCCAAUGGACAUGGAGCAGAUCCGCAUUGACCCCUCUCCCUUUCAGUUGGUUGAAAGAACAUCUUUGCACAAGACCCACACUCUGUUCUCCCUGCUGGGUCUGAGUCAUGCCUACGUCACCAGUAUUGGCAAGCUGGUGGGUGUGGUGGCACUCAAAGAGUUACAGAAAGCUAUAGAAGGCUCAACUCGCAGUGGCGUAAGGCUGCGUCCGCCGUUGGCCAGCUUCCGGGAUGCCAACAGGAAAGCCAAGAAGCACCAGCCACCAUCCUCUACCACUUCCUCCCCCACGUGGGACAGGGACCUAUGGGGCGAGGGGAGCAGAAGGGAUGGGGAGCCAGCGAGGAAGGAUUCAAGAGGAAUAACUGCCCAAGACGUCUUGUCUUCAGCCGGAGGCAACUCGGUCAAUACUCACGAGUCGGCGUCGCCGUCCACUUCCUCGCCUGCCGACUCGCCGGGCUCGCCAGCCGACCCCGUCCUCACGCUGUCCUCCCUACGGGAAGAGCAUGAGAGCGAGGAGUCGGAUGAGCCCAUCUAGAAAGGACGAGUCUGGUCAAAAACUUUGUGCUCUAAGAGCUAUUUUUUUCUACUUUUUUUUCCACUCUUCAAAUCUCAGGUGCCUCCUGUGUCUUUCACAAACUCUUCAGCCCUUUUGGACAUUUUAGUCCUUCUUAUAAAUGGAUUUAUACGAUGCACAUCCACGUCAGUGACUGCUAAUUUUUACUCAAAUAUUUGAUGGAAGAAUGGCAGCCUUUUAUGACGACAAUGAAGACAUGUAUUGAUGUAGAAUUAAUUGCAUUUACCUCGAGGAGGAUUUAAUGUUUACUGAUUUAGGUUCAUUUUAAAUAUGUGAUUUGCUAAUAUAUAUUUGACCUGAAAUCACCUAGAAUGGUCUGUAAUUUUUUAAAAAUAAAAAACGGAGGGGAAAAAAAAUCAAUGAGCAACUCAUUUGAAUUUUUAAGAAAGAAAGCAUAGACUUCAGAAUGUAUUGACGGGACACGGGGCGCACGGCCGAUAAAUCGGGGGCCUGCAUUGUUGGCGAGGCUGUCAAAGCUGACCGAGUGGAAUCACAGACAAAGAGCUUUUUUCGUUGAAAAUUUUUGUGGAUAAAUGCUUAAAUCCCCGAGUUCUUUAUAGAUAUGGACGUAAAAAAGGCUCGAUUCUUGGUUAAAAGCAAAAAAACGUGCAGUUCUCAUUUAUUUUACGUAAAUAUGUCGAAUUAUAAUGCUAGUCUGUUUGUGAAUGUAGCUAGCAGCCGCCUGAUGUAAACAGAGCUUUUCCUGUGAAAAUUCUUGUGAAUAAAUGCUUAAAUCCCCGAUUUCUUUAUAGAUAUGGAUGUAAAACAGUCUCGAUUCUUGGUUACAAGCAAAAAAAAAAAAAAUGCAGUUUGCGUUUAUUUUACUGAAAUAUGUCGAAGUACAAUGCUAGUCUGUUAGUGAAUGUAGUUAGCAGCCGCUUGGUGUAAACAGAGCUUUUCCUGUGAAAAUUCUUGUGAAUAAAUGCUUAAAUCCCCGAAUUCUUUAUAGAUAUGGAUGUAAAACAGUCUCGAUUCUUGGUUACAAGCAAAAAAAAAAAAAAAAAAAUGCAGUUUGCGUUUAUUUUACUGAAAUAUGUCGAAGUACAAUGCUAGUCUGUUAGUGAAUGUAGUUAGCAGCCGCUUGAUGUAAACAGCUUUUCCGGUGAAAAUUCUUGUGAAUUAAUUUAAUGCUUAAAUCCCCGUGUUCUUUAUAGAUAUGGACGUAAAACAGUCUCGAUUGUUGGUAAAAAGCAAAAAAAAAAAAAAAACCCCAAAAAAAAGGUGCAGUUCCCAUUCAUUUCACGUAAAUAUGUCGAAGUACAAUGCUAGUCUGUUAGUGAAUGUAGCUAGCAGCCGCCUGAUGUAAACAGAGCUUUUCCUAUGAAAAUUCUUGUGAAUUAAUGCUUAAAUCCCCGAAUUCUUUAUAGAUAUGGACGUAAAACAGUCUCGAUUCUUGGUUACAAGAAAAAAAAAUGCAGUUAGCGUUUAUUUUACGUAAAUAUGUCGAAUUAUAAUGCUAGUCUGUUUGUGAAUGUAGCUAGCAGCCACCUGAUGUGAACAGAGCUUUUCCUAUGAAAAUUCUUGUGAAUUAAUGCUUAAAUCCCCGAAUUCUUUUUAGAUAUGGACGUAAAACAGUCUCGAUUGUUGGUUACAAGAAAAAAAAAAUGCAGUUAGCGUUUAUUUUACGUAAAUAUGUCGAAGUACAAUGCUAGUCUGUUAGUGAAUGUAGCUAGCAGCCGCCUGAUGUGAACCGAGCUUUUCCGGUGAAAAUUCUUGUGAAUUCAUGCUUAAAUCCCCGAAUUUGUUAUAGAUAUGGAAGUAAGACAGUCUCGAUUCUUGGUGAAAAGCAAAAAAAACGUGCAGUUCCCAUUUAUUUUACGUAAAUAUGUUGAAGUACAAUGCUAGUCUGUUAGUGAAUGUAGCUAGCAGCCGCCUGAAGUAAACAGCCUUUCCGGUGGAAAUUCUUGUGAAUGAAUGCUUAAAUACCCGAAUUCUUUAUUGAUAUGGACGUAAAACAGUCUCGUUUCUUGGUUAAAAGCAAAAAACCAAACAAACAAACAAAAAAACAACGUGCAGUUAGCAUUUAUUUUACGUAAAUACUGUAUGUCGAAGUACAAUGCUAGUCUGUUAGUGAAUGUAGCUAGCUGCCGCCUGAUGUAAACAGAGCUUUUCUGCUGAAAAUUCUUGUGAAUCAGUGCUUAAUAAAAAGUGCAGUUAACAUUUAUUUCACGUAAAUAUUGCUAACUAUGAUGCCAAUGCAG